Molecule: messenger RNA, 1237 nt
Organism: Gordionus sp. m RMFG-2023
Lineage: Eukaryota; Metazoa; Nematomorpha; Gordioida; Chordodea; Parachordodidae
Product: cyclin-dependent kinase 7-like
Exons: 1
Coding region: 135-1229 (364 amino acids)
Biological process (GO): positive regulation of transcription by RNA polymerase II; protein phosphorylation
Cellular component (GO): transcription factor TFIIK complex; cytoplasm; transcription factor TFIIH holo complex
Molecular function (GO): RNA polymerase II CTD heptapeptide repeat kinase activity; cyclin-dependent protein serine/threonine kinase activity; ATP binding
Source: RefSeq, a predicted model, not a curated record
GGAGAUAAUUGCCCUUUAAUAUGGGGAAAAUGUAAUCAUUGUUUUCAUAUGCACUGUAUAAUGAAAUGGCUCAAUUCUCAACAAACAAAUCCACAUUGCCCUAUGUGUAGACAAACUUGGGAAUUCACUCAAUAAUGCAAACUAAUAAAAAUAAUAAUUUUGAAAAAAUUAAAUUUCUUGGUGAAGGGCAGUUUGCCACAGUAUACCAAGCAAAAGAUUUAAUAUCACAAAAAAUUGUUGCUAUCAAAAAACUUAAAAUGGGCCUUAGAUCUGAUACAGUAGAUGGCAUAAACAGAACUGCCUUAAAAGAAAUUAAAUACUUACAAGAACUUAAUCAUCCAAAUCUCAUUACAUUAUUAGAUGUAUUAUCUGAAAAUACAGUUAUAUCCCUAGUUUUUGAUUUUAUGGAUACUGACCUUGAAGUAAUUAUCAAAGAUAAUACACUUGUUUUAUCACAAGCUGACAUAAAGGCCUAUAUUAUCAUGGCUUUACGAGGAUUAGAAUAUUUGCAUAAAAACUGGAUACUUCACAGGGAUAUUAAACCUAACAAUUUGUUGGUUGAUAGAAAAGGAAUAUUAAAGUUGGCAGAUUUAGGCCUUGCUAAAUAUUUUGGUUCUCCUAACAGAAUUUACACAAAUCAAGUUGUCACAAGGUGGUAUCGUUCUCCUGAAUUAUUAUUUGGAGCAAAAAAUUAUGGUACCUGCAUUGAUAUAUGGGCAAUGGGGUGUGUCUUAGCUGAACUCUUAUUGAGAAUUCCUAUAUUCCCUGGUGAAUCAGACCUAGAUCAAUUGUCCAAAAUAUUUGAGGCUUUAGGCACUCCAAACACUUUAAUUACCUCCAAAGAUUCUAUUAAUAGUCAAUAUUCAUUGGAUAGAGAAAAUUCAUGGUCAGGAGUGGAAAAUUUGCCAGAUUAUAUUAGCUUUAAAAAUUUUCCUGGAACAGCCCUUAGGGAUAUAUUCACAGCAGCAGACAGUAAUUUACUUGAAUUACUAAAAUUUAUGUUUGCCUAUGAUCCAUUAACAAGAUGGGAUUGCACUCAAUGCCUAAAAUGUAACUAUUUUUAUAUGCCACCUAUACCAACUCCCAGCUCCAAAUUACCUAUACCUAAACAUAUUUUACAGCCUUCAGAUAAUACUAAUGGAUUUAAUAAAAUUGUAGGAGCAGGAACUAAACGUAAAAAUGAAGAGCUUAUUGGUAAAAGGCCAGCCAAAAGAUUGUUUGUUGAUUAAAUAUUUUU